Molecule: messenger RNA, 3477 nt
Organism: Monosiga brevicollis MX1
Lineage: Eukaryota; Choanoflagellata; Craspedida; Salpingoecidae
Exons: 17
Coding region: 1-3477 (1158 amino acids)
Biological process (GO): vesicle transport along actin filament; actin filament organization
Cellular component (GO): cytoplasm; vesicle; actin cytoskeleton
Molecular function (GO): microfilament motor activity; ATP binding; actin filament binding
Source: RefSeq, a predicted model, not a curated record
AUGCCGCGUCCAUCUGGUCGCGCGCUGCGCGAGACGCACUGCGAAAACGACAAUGUUGGUGUGCAGGACUUUGUGCUCCUCGAGAAUUUCCGGAAUGAGGACGCCUUCAUGAACAACCUCAAGCAGCGCUUCCAAAAGGACAUCAUCUACACAUAUAUUGGCAACGUGUGUGUCAGUGUCAACCCGUACCAUCAGCUCGAUAUCUACUCAAAGGAUCACAUUGAAAUGUACCAAAAUGUCAAUCUCUACGAACUGCCCCCGCACAUUUUCGCCGUUGCCGACCAAGCAUACCGCUCGAUGCGAGAUGAGCUCCUUGACCAGGUCAUCCUCAUCUCCGGCGAGUCGGGCGCCGGUAAAACCGAGGCCUCAAAGAAAAUCUUGCAGUUUUUAGCCCUUUCGUCCACGAACACGGGCAAGGCUGGCAACAUCCGUGACCGCCUCCUACAAUCCAACCCGAUUCUGGAGUCGUUUGGUAACGCCAAAACCAUCCGUAACGACAACAGUUCCCGCUUUGGCAAGUACAUGGCCUGCAACUUUGACUUCAAGGGCGAGCCUCUCUCGGGCAAGAUUGUCAACUAUCUCUUGGAGAAGUGUCGCGUUGUCUAUCAGAUGCCUGGCGAGCGCAACUUUCACAUUUUCUACAUGCUCAUGGCCUCGGGCAACACCGCUUUGCUUCAGCGUCUCCAGCUGGACCCGCAACCCAGCAAGUACCGCUACACCAACCAAGGAGAUGCCGAAAAAGUUGCCACCAUUGACGACCUGCGAGACUACCAAGACUUGGAACGUGCCUUUGACGAGCUUGCCUUUGACCGAGCUGAAAUCGACGAGUUGUACAACAUCAUUGGUGCCAUCGUUCACAUGGGCGAACUCAAGUUUGAGGCCAUCACGCGUGAUGAAUCGCGCAUUCAGGAUAUGGAGCCCGUGCAUAAGCUUGCCAAGCUUCUCGGUGUUGAGCUCAAUGUCUUGUCCCAAUGUUUCGUUCACAAGACGGUCGUGGCUCGUGGCCAGGAAAUUCGCGGUGACCUCUCCCAGGAGCAGGCCCAGUACGCCUGUGAUGCCUUGGCCAAGGCCAUGUACGACCGUAUGUUCUCGUGGCUAGUUGAGCGCAUCAACCGCUCCCUCGAGUAUAAUCAUGACGGCCGCCAGACUGUCAUGGGCCUCCUCGACAUUUACGGAUUUGAGAUCAUGAAGACCAACAGCUUUGAGCAGUUUUGCAUCAAUUACUGCAAUGAAAAGCUGCAGCAGCUCUUCAUCGAGCUCACACUCAAGUCGGAGCAGGAGGAAUACCGCAACGAAGGCAUUGAGUGGGAAAAGAUUGACUACUUCAACAAUAAAAUCAUUUGCGACAUGGUCGAGGAGCGCCACAAGGGCAUCAUUGCCGUCUUGGAUGAGGAGUGUCUGCGCCCUGGCGAGGUUUCUGAUAUGACAUUUCUGGAGCGUCUGGAUAACCAACUCAAGCAUCAUCAGCACUUUCUCUCCCACAAGAGCGCGGAUAAGGAGCAGCGCAAGAACAUGAAGUACCAAGACUUUUUGAUUCGCCAUUAUGCCGGCGAUGUGGUCUACACUGUCACUGGUUUCCUUGACAAGAACAACGACCAGCUUUUCCGCGAUCUCAAGGAUGCCAUGUCUCGAUCCACGAGCUCCAUUCUGCAAGCUUGCUUUCCGCGUGAGGAGCUUGAGGCCAAGCGCCGUCCCUUGACAGCAGGCACCCAGUUCAAGCAGUCUCUCAACAGCCUCAUUGAGACCCUGAGCACCAAGACCCCUUCCUACGUGCGCUGCAUCAAGCCCAAUCAUAACAAGCGCGCAGGCGUGUUUGACACUGAAGUCGUGCAUCACCAAGUCAAGUACCUUGGUUUGAUGGAAAACCUGCGUGUGCGGCGUGCUGGCUUCGCCUACCGCCGGCCGUUUGAGAUUUUCUUGGAAAGGUACAAAUCUCUAUCAACCGCAACCUGGCCUAGUUGGCGUGGCAGCGCCCGGGAAGGUAUCCAAAAGAUUAUGGAUGCUUUGCGUGUCCCAGCCGAUGCCUACCGCAUGGGCAAAACAAAAAUCUUCAUCCGCAACCCCAAAACUUUGUUUGACAUUGAGGAUGCCUUUCAGCACAAGCGUCACUGGAUUGCUAGCAAGAUUCAAGCCUCAUACAAAGGCUACAAGCAACACAAACACUACCAAAACCUCAAGGCUGCGACUUUGGUCUUGGUCACCCACUGGCGGCGACUCUUGGCCAUUAAAACGCGGCGUCGUUUGGCCAUUGCCAAUCACACUGUCAAGCUGUUUAUUCGUGGCUUUAAUGCGCGCCACAAGCCCCGCUGCUUGGAGAAUGCCGAGUUUCUCGACUUUGUGCGCUCGCGCUGGCUCAUUGAGCUGUGCAAUCACCUGCCGCCCACCAUUUUGGACCGCCGUUGGAUGCCCAACGUUCCCCCGUACCUCAAAGAAACCUCGGAUAUCUUGCGUUGGCUGCACAAGCGCUAUCAAGCCAAGCAGUAUCGGGAUGACCUCAACCGCAAACCCAAAAUCAAGACUCAGCUUGUGCAAAAGUUGGCGGCUUCUGAGCUCUUUCGUGAGAAGAAGCUGUCGUACCCCAACUCGGUUGCCACUUGGUUUGUCAGUGAUCGCCUUGAGCCCGUGCGAUUUGCCCAGCACCCUUUGCAACCCAUCUUCAACAGCAGCAAGCUCAAAACGGCCGAGGAAACCCGCGUCAAGUAUGCGGCCAACGUGACCAAGUUUGAUCGCCAGAGCUACAAGCCUCGCAACUACAACAUUAUUGUGACCAACAAGGCGCUCUACGUGCUUUACCCCGACACGUUCAAGGUCAACACCCGGAUCGAGUUUACCGAUCUUCUGGGCAUCAGCGUGAGCCGCUUGUUCGACGGCAUCUUUGUGUUGCAUACCAAUCACGAAGCUGAUCGCGACAAGGGCGACUGGAUCUUUCAUACGCCAUACGUCAUUGAGGCGGUCAUGCAAAUUGCACUUGCCUCGCGCAAGGUGCACGUCAUCAAGAUUUUGGACACCAUUCGUCACAAGCGGCGCAAUGGCACCGAGGGAGAAAUCAUCUUCAAGACGGGCCCGGAGACCAUGUUUAUGAAAAACAAGGAGAAGCAGCUGGAAGUCAUUUGCCCUGCUCUUCCCGUGCCGCAGCAUUACCAACGUUUUAAGCAGCAGCUCGCUAACCGCGGCCAGCCCAACAUUGCUCGGCCCCAGCUUGCGGCGGGCCCUGCUUCCGCAGGCCGUGGUCGCGGGGCUCCUCAAGGACGAGGCCGAGGCGUGCCUACAGGUCGUGGCCGAGGCCAGGUUGGACCGGGUCAGGGCAUGGCGAUGCGAGGCGGUCGUGGCCGAGGCCAAGCCGUGCCCAUGAACCGUCCCGUUCAAUCUGAGGCAGCGCUUGGUGUUUAUGGCACGCCCAUGCCCAUCCCAAACAAGGUCCGUUCUUCAUCUUCUUCUUUUUGGUCUUGUAAAGGAAAAAUGGGGGUUGCGUUGUAA